AUGGCAGAGUUCUAUGGAUCUGAGAUGAUGGUGCCAUUCGGACCAAAGGCAAUAACAAAUCUUUGUACAAGUUUCCGUAGAGAUGACACAAAGGAGGGUGAUCUGAUUGAGACAAUUGUGCACUUCAAGGAUAUACAAAAAACCGAUCCAGACUUCUUCUAUAAGGUGAAAUAUGAUGAAGAGGACAGAGUUGUCAACAUAUUUUGGGUGGAUGGCUUAGCUCGAAAAGCUUAUGCGGAGGCGUACCACGAUUGCAUAUCGUUUGACACCACCUACAUGACCAACAUGUACAAUAUGCCGUUCGCGCCCUUCAUAGGAAUAAACCGACAUGGCCAAUCUUUCAUGCUGGGUUGCGCGUUUGUGAGGCAGGAGUUAGCAUCGAGCUUUGAUUGA
Molecule: messenger RNA, 393 nt
Organism: Aegilops tauschii subsp. strangulata
Lineage: Eukaryota; Viridiplantae; Streptophyta; Magnoliopsida; Poales; Poaceae
Source: RefSeq, a predicted model, not a curated record